GGGCCGGAAGGCGUGCGGAGGGCGGCUGGUCAGCCCCGGGCCUCACCCCCGCGGGAGAGCCGCCUGGAGUCGGCAGGGGCCGGCCGGGCCCACGGGGAGGCCGGCCCGCGCCCCCUGAGCUGCGGACACCAGGGCGCUCACCAUGGCCCCGCCGCUCCUGCUGCUGCUGCUGGCCAGUGGAGCGGCCGCCUGCCCGCUGCCCUGCGUCUGCCAGAACCUGUCCGAGUCGCUCAGCACCCUCUGUGCCCACCGAGGCCUGCUGUUCGUGCCACCCAACGUGGACCGGCGCACAGUGGAGCUGCGGCUGGCUGACAACUUCAUCCAGGCCUUAGGGCCGCCAGACUUCCGCAACAUGACGGGGCUGGUGGACCUGACGCUGUCCCGCAACGCCAUCACCCGCAUCGGGGCCCGCGCCUUCGGGGACCUGGAGAGCCUGCGCUCCCUGCACCUGGAUGGCAACAGGCUGGUGGAGCUGGGCACUGGCAGCCUGCGGGGCCCCGUCAACCUGCAGCACCUCAUUCUCAGCGGCAACCAGCUGGGCCGCAUUGCGCCGGGGGCCUUCGACGACUUCCUGGACAGCUUGGAGGACCUGGACCUGUCCUACAACAACCUGCGGCAGGUGCCCUGGGCCGGCAUCGGCGCCAUGCCUGCCCUGCACACCCUCAACCUGGACCACAACCUCAUCGAUGCAUUGCCCCCGGGCGCCUUUGCCCAACUCGGCCAGCUCUCCCGCCUCGACCUCACCUCCAACCGCUUGGCCACGCUGGCGCCCGACCCGCUCUUCUCCCGGGGGCGCAACGCCGAGGCCUCGCCUGCCCCGCUGGUGCUGAGCUUCAGUGGGAACCCCCUGCACUGCAACUGCGAACUGCUGUGGCUGCGGCGGCUGGCCCGGCCGGACGACCUGGAGACCUGCGCCUCCCCGCCCAGCCUGGCCGGUCGCUACUUCUGGGCGGUGCCUGAGGGCGAGUUCUCCUGUGAGCCGCCCCUCAUUGCCCGCCACACGCAGCGCCUCUGGGUGCUGGAGGGCCAGCGGGCCACACUGCGGUGCCGGGCCCUCGGCGACCCUGCGCCCACCAUGCACUGGGUCGGCCCUGACGACCGGCUGGUCGGCAACUCCUCCCGAGCCCGGGCUUUUCCCAACGGGACCCUGGAGAUUGGGGUGACGGGUUCCGCGGACGCGGGGGGCUACACCUGCAUUGCCACCAACCCUGCUGGCGAGGCCACAGCGCGGGUAGAACUACGAGUGCUGGCCUUACCCCACGGAGGGAACGGCAGUACCGAGGGGGCCCGCCCGGGGCCCUCGGACAUCGCCGCCUCAGCCCGCACUGCUGCCGAGGGCGAGGGGACGCUGGAGUCUGAGCCAGCCGUGCAGGUGACGGAGGUGACCGCCACCUCGGGGCUAGUGAGCUGGGGGCCAGGGCGGCCGGCGGACCCCGUGUGGAUGUUCCAAAUCCAAUAUAACAGCAGCGAGGACGACACCCUCGUGUACCGGAUCGUCCCAGCCUCCAGCCACCACUUCCUGCUGAAACACCUGGUCCCGGGUGCCGACUAUGACCUCUGUCUGCUGGCCCUGUCACCCGCCGCUGGGCCUUCCGACCUCACAGCCACUAGGCUGCUGGGCUGUGCCCACUUUUCCACGCUGCCAGCCAUGCCCCUGUGCCACGCCCUGCAGGCCCACGUGCUGGGCGGGACCCUGACUGUGGCUGUCGGGGGGGUGCUGGUGGCUGCCUUACUGGUCUUCACUGUGGCCUUGCUGGUUCGGGGCCGGGGGGCCGGGAAUGGCCGCCUCCCCCUCAAGCUCAGCCACGUCCAAUCCCAGACCAACGGGGGCCCCAGCCCCACACCCAAGACGCACCCACCACGGAGCCCCCCGCCUCGCCCCCAGCGCAGCUGCUCCCUGGACCUGGGAGACACGGGCGGGUGCUACGGGUACGCCAGGCGCCUCGGAGGGGCCUGGGCCCGACGGAGCCACUCUGUGCACGGGGGGCUGCUCGGGGCCGGGUGCCGGGGCAUGGGGGGCAGCGCCGAGCGGCUGGAAGAGAGUGUGGUGUGAUGGCAAGGGAGCCAGCCCGGGGUGGGCGGCAGAGGGUGUGGGGUGGGCAGCCUCCUGGCCCAGUGGGUCAGUGCUGCCUGGGAGUCCCUCCUGGUUUUACCCUGGGUCCCUUGGGAAGGACAGGGGGCGCUC
This is a messenger RNA of Lagenorhynchus albirostris (white-beaked dolphin), 2185 nucleotides long. RefSeq names its product leucine rich repeat and fibronectin type III domain containing 4 (gene LRFN4). NCBI's taxonomy places the organism in Eukaryota, Metazoa, Chordata, Mammalia, Artiodactyla, Delphinidae. The record is from RefSeq and is a predicted model, not a curated record. The coding region runs from base 143 to 2053 and encodes 636 amino acids. The transcript is spliced from 3 exons. Gene Ontology annotation, molecular function: protein binding.